AUGCAGGUUUUGUUGAGAGACAGAAAGAAAAAGGCCACUGUAAAUGGUUAUCAUAUCAUACCAUAUCAUAUCAUACCAUAUAUACCACACCACACCGCACCACACCACGCCAAACAACACCACACAGCAUCACACCACACCACACAACACCACAUCACAUCACACCACACCACACCACACCACAUCACAUCACAUCACACCACACUACAUCACACCACACCACACCACACCACACCACAUCACACCACACUACAUCACACCACACCACACCACACCACAUCAGAUCAGAUCACAUCACAUCACAUCACAUCACACCACACCACACCACACCACACCACACUUCACUCACCACACCACAUGACACCACACCACACCACACCACACUACAUCACACCAAACCACACUACAUCACACCACACUACAUCACACCACACCACAUCACUCCACACCACAUCACUCCACACCACACCACACCACACUACAUCACACACCACCACCACCAACUCCACCCAUCACACACAACACCACACUACAUCACACCACACACAUCACACCACCACACACAUCAUCCACCACACACAUCGCACCACACACACACAACACACUCACACACAUCACACCACACCACCACACCACACACCACCCACACCACGCACCACAUUCAUCGCACCACACAACAUCACAACACACCACUUCACACGACAUCACACCACACCAACGCACCACACAACACCCACACACACCCACCCACCCACCGCACCGCACCGCACCCGCACGCACGCCGCCCCAUCGCAUCGCAUCGCACCACACCACACCACAUCAUAUCACAUCAUAUCACCUCGCAUCAUAUCACACCACAUCACAUCAGAUCACAUCACAUCAUAUCACAUCACAUCGCAUCACAUCACAUCGCAUCAUAUCACAUCACAUAAUAUCACAUCACAUCACAUCACAUCAUAUCAUAUCAUAUCAUAUCAUAUCAUGUCAUAUCAUAUCACAUCACAUCACAUUACAUCACAUCCAUCAUAUCACAUCAUAUCACAUCACAUCACAUCACAUCAUAUCAUAUCAGGGUAG
This is a messenger RNA of Mercenaria mercenaria, 1077 nucleotides long. Its product is annotated as histidine-rich glycoprotein-like. The record is from RefSeq and is a predicted model, not a curated record. The transcript has a single exon. Lineage: Eukaryota; Metazoa; Mollusca; Bivalvia; Venerida; Veneridae. Bases 1 to 1077 code for a protein of 358 amino acids.